This is a messenger RNA of Candidula unifasciata, 507 nucleotides long. Lineage: Eukaryota; Metazoa; Mollusca; Gastropoda; Stylommatophora; Geomitridae. The record is from the annotation of a GenBank genome assembly.
GAGCAUGAUGAGCCAAUACUGGUACAUUUACAAGACAUUAAAGCUGUAGUCCACAGUAAGGACACUCCGGGUUUCACAUUAGAGUUUCAUUUUGAGCCAAAUGAGUAUUUCACAAAUACUGUAUUAACGAAGCGCUAUGAGAUGCGUUAUGAGCCGACCCACUGGACCCUCUCACGUACGAGGGGCCGGAGAUUAUGCACCAUCAACUGGAACAAGGGGAAGAACGUCACCGUUAAACAGAUCAAGAAGAAACAGAAGCACAAAGGUCGAGGUGUCACAAGGACAGUAACCAAGCAAGUUCAAGCCGACUCUUUCUUCAACUUCUUCAAUCCUCCCACAGUUCCAGAAGGAUCUGAGUCAGAGAUGGAUGAGGAGACUGAGGCCUUACUUGGUGCAGAUUUUGAUAUUGGGAAUUUCAUUCGGGAGAGAAUAGUGCCCAAAGCAGUUCUGUACUUUACAGGAGAAGCUCUCGACACUGAGGAGUAUGAAGAGGAAGAUAAUGAGGAA